CUUCGAGACGCAAUCAUGACCACCCUCUACAGACACGGGUCUGUGGGCCUGGGCUCGGGAGCUUCCAUGGGGGGCUACGCCUCCUACCGCUCUGGGGGACGACUGGGCCUUUCCUCCCAGAGGUCUGGCAGUGUGUACGGAGGGGCCGGGGGCCAAGGUGUCCGUAUAUCCUCCGCUGGCUCUUCUUCAGGAACCAGACGCAUCUCCAUGAGUGGGGGCUUCGGUGCUGGAGGUGGAGGAGGUGGUAUGAAGUUCGGUGCCUUCUCAUUGGACGCUGGGGCCGGGGGAGACGGAGGCUUCAACAGUGCCAAUGAGCAGCAGACCAUGCAGAACCUGAACAGCCGUCUGUCCCAGUACCUGGAGAAGGUCCGCACCCUGGAGGAGGCCAACACCAAGCUGGAGCUCCAGAUCAAGGAGUGGGGUCUCGGCCACAUCACCAUCCACACCCGAGACCUUAGCACACACCAGGGUACCAUCGAUGACAUCCGCACCCAGAUCCUGACUGCCACCGCAGCAGUGACAGAGCUGGCUCUGCAGGUGGACAACACCAGGGUGGCAGCGGAUGACUUCCGAAGCAAGUUUGAGUAUGAGCUGGGCUCGCGCCAGUCUGUGGAGGCCGACAUCAGUGGGCUGAAGAGGAUGAUGGGGGACCUGUCCUUGGUGAAGAGUGACCUGGAGAUGCAGCUGGAGGGCCUGAAGGACGACCUGGCCUAUCUGAAGGAGCACCGUGACGAGGAGAUGCUGUCGCUCCAGAGCCAAAUGAGCGGUCAGAUCCAGGUGGAGGUGGACGCGGCGCCGGCCGCCGACCUGACCCAUGUCAUCGCUGAGGUCAGAGAGCAGUACGAGGCCUUGGUGGGCAAGAACCGCCGAGAUGCCGAGGCCUGGUUCCAGACCAAGGCAGAAGAGGUGCAGCAGAAAGUAAGUACCAGCACAGAGGUCCUGCAGACCAGCAGUGUGGAGCUGAAGUCUGGCCAGAGCUCUGCCAGAGACCUGGAGCUGGAGAUGCAGUCCCUCUACUCCAUGAAGAGUUCUCUGGAGGCCAACCUGGGGGAGAUGGAGGCCCGCUAUGGAGCUGUGCUGAUGGGGCUGCAGGCGUCUGUCACCAGCCUGGAGAGCCAGCUGACCCAGAUCCGGGCCGACACGGAGCGCAGCAGCCAGGAGUACCGGGCCCUGCUGGACAUCAAGACCAGGCUGGAGAUGGAGAUUGCAGAGUACCACAGACUGCUGGAGGAUGACACCGUGUAUGCGGUCAAAAGCUCUGCGGUCGACAUUGAAACCUCAGAGAUUGGCUCCAGUUCCAGUCAUGUGAACAUCAUGACCAAGGUGGUGACCGUAGUGGAGGAGCUGGUGGAUGGUGAGAUGGUGAGCUGCACCUCCUGAACUUCCAACACAGAGGAGGUGGCGCUGGAGUCUUAGUCAUGUACUCUCCACCUCCACCCACAUGAUGGUGUUUACCCAAGAUCACAAUAAAAAAUGCAUCAAAUC
Molecule: messenger RNA, 1485 nt
Organism: Osmerus eperlanus (European smelt)
Lineage: Eukaryota; Metazoa; Chordata; Actinopteri; Osmeriformes; Osmeridae
Product: keratin, type I cytoskeletal 13-like
Exons: 8
Coding region: 16-1380 (454 amino acids)
Cellular component (GO): cytoskeleton
Molecular function (GO): structural molecule activity
Source: RefSeq, a predicted model, not a curated record